Messenger RNA from Diospyros lotus (date-plum), 2439 nucleotides. Its product is annotated as putative ALA-interacting subunit 2. Gene Ontology annotation, molecular function: nucleic acid binding. Gene Ontology annotation, cellular component: endoplasmic reticulum; plasma membrane; Golgi apparatus. The record is from RefSeq and is a predicted model, not a curated record. The transcript is spliced from 9 exons. Lineage: Eukaryota; Viridiplantae; Streptophyta; Magnoliopsida; Ericales; Ebenaceae. Gene Ontology annotation, biological process: DNA integration. The coding region runs from base 426 to 1475 and encodes 349 amino acids.
GUGCAGCGGAGUUUAAAUUGGGGCAUGUAUCUUGUAAAGUGGGUAGCUCGGCUUGACCUUGACAGGUCCACGCACGCAGGCAUCUCCCGCAAAUUAGCGUCGCAUCCUCAAAAAUGCUCGUUCUCCCCUUGUCCUCCACGCUCUCUCUAUCUCUCUCUUCCCUCCAACGGAAGCAAUCUUAUUAUACGUUCGCAGAUGACAAACCCUAAACUACUCCAUCUUUGGUUCCCUCUCUUUGAUUUCUCAAGGUCAGGCAGCCCCUUGUGUGUUUGGGCAACUAAGCGGAGACUAUUAGUAGGAACCCUAUAUAUGACUUGAUGCGGAUUCGAACCGAUUAACCUUUCUUUCUGGUUCUCAGAUUGUCGUUUGAUUGACGUGGUUACUGGGAGAUUGGGUUUAGAAGGUUGGCCGCAUAUUUUGAUCUGAUGGAUAUGGUCCGUAUGGACGGAGGUAGUGCCUCAGCCGCCGUACCAGAAGAUCAAUGCGUUCCGACUCGUCGAUCCAACGCUAUACAGCAGUUCACCCAACAAAGUCUGCCAUCUUGUAAACCUGUCCUGUCUCCAGCAUCUGUCAUUACAACAUUUUUUUUGAUGGGCGUCAUUUGUAUUCCUGUUGGGUUUGUGUCUCUUCACGCUUCACAAAGUGUUGUGGAAAUUGUGGACAGAUAUGAUACUUACUGCAUACCUGAUCCAUUUAAAAGCAAUAAGGUUGCAUAUAUCAAGGAUAGCUCAAUCCCCAAAAACUGUACCCUGCAUCUGAAGGUACCCAAACCGAUGAAGUCUCCAAUUUAUGUCUACUACCAGCUUGAUAACUACUACCAGAACCAUAGGCGAUAUGUUAAGAGUAAAAGUGAUAAGCAGCUCAUAUAUGGUUUGAAGUACAAUGACACAAGUUUGUGUAAACCUGAAGACUCCAACAAGGGUCUUCCAAUUGUCCCUUGUGGUUUAAUUGCUUGGAGUUUGUUUAAUGACACAUAUAGCUUUUCUCGUGGGACAGUGGGGCUGAAAGUCAAUAGGAAGAACAUUGCCUGGAAGAGUGACCGGGAUCACAAAUUUGGGAGGCAUGUCUAUCCCUUCAAUUUCCAGAAUGGCACCUUGAUUGGUGGUGGAAAGCUGGAUCCAAAUAUUCCUCUGAGUGACCAAGAGGAUCUUGUAGUGUGGAUGAGGACUGCUGCACUGCCUAGCUUCCGGAAAUUGUAUGGAAGAAUUGAAGAGGAUUUGGAUGUGGAAGAUGUUGUAACUGUAAAAGUUUUGAACAACUAUAAUACCUACAGUUUUGGCGGAAAAAAGAGGCUUGUUCUUUCAACGUCAAGCUGGUUGGGUGGAAAGAAUGACUUCCUUGGGGUGGCCUACCUUUUUGUUGGUUCUUCCUCUAUUUUCAUCUCCCUCGUCUUCCUGUUGCUUCAUGUGAAAAAUCCAAGGCCUUAUGGGGAUACAACUUAUUUAUCUUGGAACUGGAAAGGCAUUUCUAGUUGAAGGAGAUCUUACUUCUUUAUCAUGUGAUUGCCUUAAAAAAGAAUCCAAACCUCCACUUCCAUGGAGAGCCGAAGCCUCUUCCUUAUAAGCAUGACAAGCUAGCUAGUUUAUCUUUGAGUGGGGGGUGGUAGUUUGUUCCGGCAUCAGAAAAUUCAUAGAGGAUAUUUUCUUUGGAGCAAUUUCUGCAAAGGAAACAAGAGUAGAGCAACCAAGUUGAUAUGAAUUUUCAGCCAGAUGCUUGUAACAGAGGUAGAACAACCAACUUGAUAUGGACAGAAGUUGGGGCAUUUUGAAUAGAUGCGGUGUUGUUCUGGGUGUUACAUGCAAAAUUGCCUGAAAACAAAGCCUUUAAUGUGUGGAUGUUGUUGAUCUGCUGUUUGUUUAGACGAAAAUUGCAGCUCCAUUUAUGCUUUAGUACUGUAAGCAAAUGUAAUUUCAUAAAAUGAAUGCACUGGAAGCAGUGAAAUCAUACAACGAGGUAUAGUGAUGGUGCAGCAUGUAUGGAUAUGGUUGGAAAAUCCCGGGGGCUCAACUAUAAUAAGAACAGUUCAUAGUCGGGGAGAGCUAUCUCAAAUCUUGUGUAUUAUUGCCUUCGUUUCCCUUUUCAUAAUUAACCACAGAGGCCUAGAAAUAUAUAUAAUAAUCUUUUAACCUCCACGUCCAUCUUUUUCAAAACUUCUUGGAGAUCAGCGGCUGCUCUUCCAUCUAACCUGUACAUAACGCAAGAAACACAUACAAAAUGAAAUCUUCUUCUUCGACAUAUGUUUAGUCUUAGACGUAUCUCAACUCCUCUGUGUCAUUUCUUCUUCGUUAAAGAGAGAUCUCUCCAUUUAUUUAUUUCAUGAAAAGCUUGCACUUUUUCUUUCUUUCUUUUUUUUUUUUGUCUUUUUUCUUGUUAUCAAUGAGAAUUCCAAUUACUAUCUUUCGAAUAUAUGCCUAGUAAAUUAACACUUUCGAUUAACGG